GUGAGAACAUAUUAGCUGUAUGAUUUCCCCAUGCGGCAAUAUCCCACGGUCGAUCUUCAUCAAGUCCGUCAACACGAUCAAAGCUGAACCCCAGAUUCAGAUCUUGCCCGUUUCUAAAAUUAUCAAGAUCGCGUCGUAACACGACGGGUGCGUGGGGUUCAUCUUGAUAGACUGAGCCUCGUAGGCUAUGAACAUGACCAGUUGUCCACGAGGCCUGUCCGCAUUCAAGUCGUCUCAGGAUUGACGUGCUGUAUAGCUGACAGCUGACAGCUGCCGGUGUUAUGUUUCAGACCGCAUGCAACAGCCCAUCAUGUCUAUAAAACCAGGUCAAUACCCUGACCGGAGGCUUAUCAUCAUCCCACUCAGUCCACUGCCAUCCAUCCAUACCAUCCACCAUGAAGCUCACCACCGAGCUCCUAUACUCCCUCUGCCUCGCCGGCAGUGCAUUGGCAGCCCCCCGCAGCGGUCUCGCUGAGCGCAUUCAAGCCCGCACUCUCGAUCGCCAAACCCAUCCCCUCCAGCCCAUCGCCCCGAACGAGGAAUACAGAACCCUCGCCAACAUCCAAUACAGCAACAACUGGGCCGGCGCAGUGCGCACCUCACCACCCCCCGAAGGCGCCUACACCGAAGUCUCCGCCUCCUUCGUCGUCCCCGAACCCAAAGCCAUCGCCAACAGCGAAGGCACGCAAGCCGCCUCCGCCUGGGUCGGCAUCGACGGCGACACCUACACGGCCGCCAUCCUCCAAACGGGAGUGGACUUCUACAUCGAUAACGGCAAGCCCGUCUACCACGCCUGGUACGAGUGGUUUCCCGAGAAGGCGUAUGAUUUCGACCUCGUCGUCAACCCCGGCGACGUGAUCUUCACCUCCGUCCAAUCCUUCUCACCCAGCGAGGGCAUCGCCAUCGUCGAGAACCUCUCCACCGGCCAGAAAGCGUCGCAGACAAUCAGCGCGCCAAACGGGGACGCCACCCUUGCCGGCCAGAAUGCGGACUGGAUCGUCGAGGACUUUCAAUCCGGCGGGACGUUGGUGAAUCUGGUUGAUUUUGGGACGGUGAGUUUCUCGGGUGCGGGGGCGACGGCGGGUGGUGCGAGAUUCGGUGUGAAAGAUGCGGGUAUUAUUGAGUUGAAACAGGGCGAUAAGGUGUUGACUGAUGUGGAGAUUCUGAGUGAUUCCGACUUGGAUGUUAGCUUUACGGGAUGAUCUGUACAGGUUGAUAUCGCUUUCUGCUUACUAUACAAUGCCUAAUAAAUAUAAUAUCAGUCACACUCCACGGGGUACUCUGAAUACCAAGACUAUCUAUUAU
Molecule: messenger RNA, 1305 nt
Organism: Aspergillus wentii DTO 134E9
Lineage: Eukaryota; Fungi; Ascomycota; Eurotiomycetes; Eurotiales; Aspergillaceae
Product: A4/G1 family peptidase
Exons: 1
Coding region: 396-1202 (268 amino acids)
Biological process (GO): proteolysis
Molecular function (GO): glutamic-type endopeptidase activity
Source: RefSeq, a predicted model, not a curated record